AGUGUUCUGAUUUCUAAUGCCAUUUCUUUUCCUGAUAUUUUUCAGCGGGUAUUAAGGAGUACGAGUUUGUUGCUCAGAGAUAUUGUGACAGUUCCAAAUAGAAAUAUGCCUAAAGUGAGUAAAUCCAUGAAUUAAAGAACUGUAAAAAGGUUUCCCACUUCACAGGAGAAUGUUUUGAAUAUACUUUAACUCCUGGCCUUGUCAUCCAGACAGCCACCUGCCUCCACAUACACAUUCGUUCCAGGGGUGGGAUAGCCUGUGGCUCUAACCUAAGCAUCUCUUACUAACUCAAAGUUUUAUACAGACAUUGCCAUUCCUAAGGGGGCUGGGUUCUGCUUGUUAAAAACACAGCCAAAGCUCUCCUCAGCAAACAGCUUGAUAAUAUGCUAUUGGUGUUCACACAUUGGUGUCUCGAGUCCCUUUCCAAGGCCUGACCUGAGCCCAGCCAUGAGGAAUGCCUCGGUGGUGACCGAGUUCAUCCUGCUGGGCAUCCCACACACACAGGAUCUGGAGACGGUGCUCUUUGUCCUGUUUUUGACCUUCUACGUCUUCACUCUUGUGGGAAACCUGCUCAUCCUGCUGGCCAUUGCCUCCUCCGCUCGACUGCACACUCCCAUGUAUUUCUUCUUGUGUGAGCUGUCUGUGUGUGACAUAUUUUUCCCUUCUGUGAGCUCCCCCAAGAUGCUCUUCUACCUCUCAGGGUACAGCCGAGCCAUCUCCUAUGCGGGCUGCGUGUCCCAGCUCUUCUUUUACCAUUUCCUGGGCUGCACCGAGUGCUUCCUGUACACGGUGAUGGCCUAUGACCGCUUUGUGGCCAUCUGUCACCCUCUACGCUACCAGGUGAUCAUGAGCCCCAGGGUGUGUGCCAUCCUGGCCUCGGGGACCUCGUUUUUUGGCUGUGUUCAGGCCACCUUUCUAACCACUCUCACCUUCCAGUUGCCCUACUGUGGCCCCAAUGAGGUGGACUACUUCUUCUGUGACAUCCCCGUGAUGCUGAAGCUGGCUUGUGCGGACACCGCAGCCCUGGAGAUGGUGGGGUUCAUCAGUGUGGGCCUCAUGCCCCUCAGCUGCUUCCUUCUCAUCCUCGCCUCCUACAGCCGCAUUGUCUACUCCAUCCUGCAGAUCCGCUCCGCCGAGGGCCAACGCCAUGCCUUCUCCACCUGCAGCGCCCACCUCACUGCCAUCCUACUUUUCUACAUGCCAGUGGUCCUCAUCUACUUAAGGCCAACGCCAAGCCCCUUGCUGGAUGCAACGGUUCAGGUCCUGAAUAACCUGGUCACCCCCAUGCUGAACCCCUUGAUCUACAGCCUCAGGAACAAGGAGAACAAUAAUGGGCUGUUUCAAUGCAGUGCGCUAUUGUGUUUAUGACUGGAAUUCAUUGAGAAUCCUAGCACACUUGAGGCAUGUGGAAUAAACUAUUGCAAUUUAUUCUCAUAGUGAAGUUGAGAGGGAAGGAAACUGAGAAGAGGAUGAUGGGAAAGGAAGGGACAGGGGUGGAGACCAGUUUGUCUGUCUUUCUCAGAAUCAGAGAGCAACCCAGGAGCCUGCCAGGCCUACCAGCGCUGCUGUGUCUGUGCCUCCAGCCAGUGUGGUGAGCCAGCCCAUGCUCCUGCAGGGGAGACAGACUCCCUCCUGCCCUUUGGCCUACAUGCCUCCAAGCCUUCUCAGCGCUGAUUCUCCUUGUUUCUCAGGAAACAAGAGCUUGAAGAAGGAGGUGGCAAUGCAUCUCCAAUUAUUUCACAUGUCGUCGAUCCCUGCUGGAGCCUAAGUCCACUUGAAGAUCUCUUCCCAUUCCUUAAUUUCCUGGUGGGAGCUGCUCAGAUGGUCCAAAUAGAACAGUUUUUUAAGAAUAAAAGAUGCGAUCCAAUUCCUUUUCAUUUUCACUCAGACAGAGGUCAUUUGGUGAAUAACUUUGUGCUAUGGGUGGGGAAUGCAAAGAUGAAGAAGAGCUGAUCCUACCAGAGUGAGUCAUAGUCUGCCAGAGGAAAGACACAAAUGUGCAGCUGACAUCCCAUGAUAAAGAUGUGAAAUAUGGCAGGAAAUAUGGAGCAUAUUUUUCUGGGGCUGUGGAGGGAGCUCACAAAAGAGGUGUUGAGGGUUAAAUGCUUUUGUUUGUUCUGUCUCCCCACACACACGUACCCCAUGAAGAAUGGCUUUUAGAGGGAGAAAUGUUUUAUAGGGAGAAGCAUCUCAAACUUUUGUUUGUUGUGUUGGUGGGAAUGAGACAUAAUUCCUUGAGUGGGUAUCUCAACUAUGUGCCAUCUGUGAGUGAACAUUCUUGUAAGAAAAAUA
This is a messenger RNA of Myotis brandtii (Brandt's bat), 2292 nucleotides long. RefSeq names its product olfactory receptor 149. Gene Ontology annotation, cellular component: membrane. Bases 448 to 1368 code for a protein of 306 amino acids. Gene Ontology annotation, molecular function: G protein-coupled receptor activity; olfactory receptor activity. The record is from RefSeq and is a predicted model, not a curated record. Gene Ontology annotation, biological process: G protein-coupled receptor signaling pathway. The transcript has 2 exons. Lineage: Eukaryota; Metazoa; Chordata; Mammalia; Chiroptera; Vespertilionidae.